Messenger RNA from Panicum virgatum (switchgrass), 1601 nucleotides. RefSeq lists its product as uncharacterized. The coding region runs from base 332 to 1024 and encodes 230 amino acids. NCBI's taxonomy places the organism in Eukaryota, Viridiplantae, Streptophyta, Magnoliopsida, Poales, Poaceae. The record is from RefSeq and is a predicted model, not a curated record. The transcript is spliced from 8 exons.
AGCCGUGAAGCCAUUUCUGAUUUUCCCCACCCGACUCCGUCGUCUCUUCCGCCGCCGCCUCCCCCUCCCCGGCUACGGGUUCCCCUCCGAGGACGGGACACGCCGCCUCCCAGCCCCGCGCCGGCCGCCCCCGUUCUCCCGCCGCCCCGCCAUGGCCGUCCCCAACCUCUUCCCCCCGUCCUCCUCUGGCUCGGCAGCAGGAGGAGGACAAGGCGUGGACGCGGAAGGCGCCGACGGGAAGGAGCUGGCCCUCCUUGUCAAGGUGUCCAUGGCUCAUGGCAUUUGAAGCAUUUCCUAUUUCUUUCCCAGGAUUGCAGCAGUGGAUGAUGACAUGCAGCGCUCAUCAUUUACCUCUUCCAGCAGUAUGGGGCUUAUCAGUGGUAUAAGAAAUGAGGACAGCCAUUUCAACGUCAACUAUGAAGCUAGUGAUUUACGGAAUAGGCUUCCUCAGGUUGCACCUGUGGUGCUGGCCAAUGUUCAAGUAAAUAAUUCUGUUGUGAACAGGAAGAAGGGUUUACUUAGUUCCUUCUACACUAUUGCGGAGAAGCUGCUUGUGUUCUGUGGCAGUCUCGUCAUUUUGUCAUUGUCAUACCCCCUUGCUGCAAAUGCAAAAGAGACCUUUGAGGAUCAUGGGAUGCAAGGCAUUAUCAUAGGAAGCGUCAUUUCAUUCUUCGUCAGCUGCCUUCUAACAGCUCUUGCCUCAUACUUGAAGGACAGCGAGUCCAUUGAGGGCAUUGGAUUCCACGUCUUCAAAUAUCUGGUGCUUCUUGUCUUCCUAUUCCUUUGCGCAGGAUUAUGUGUGAUACUGCGGUUUUGCGCACAUACCCCCAAAGCAGUUCUUUGGUCCCUUGGCACUGUAGGGUACAUCAUUAUUUUGUCCAUUUGGGUUUGGGUGUUCUACGUACAGGUGCCACAGAUUCAGGAAGAAAUGAAGAAAUUUUAUGAGACAGAAAAUAUGAUGCCAUUUGAGGGGUCUGACUCUGUGCCUGCAUCGGCUGCUCCAGGCCAUCGACCACCGAUUUAGACAAGAACAAUUCAUAUGCUGUGGGAAUGUUUCAUCUGUAAAGAACGUCUGUACAUUGGAAGUGAGAUACACAGGCCGAUCUACACAGCAGGUCGAGGAAACAUAAGACCAAUGAACUAAGACCAUUCUUGACUGGGAUCGAGGACCAAUCUACUGUAGUCACUAAUGAUGGCUACGCCGUGUAUGUAUUAUGAUUUAUGCAGUGAGCUACGACAGAAGAGCAAAAUGUCAAUAGGGAUGUGGUGAGGUAUCGUAUGCAAACAAGUGAUACAAGAUCUCCCGGUACACUUGAAACUUGCUGAACGAUGUGACGUGACUAUGUAUGAUCGGGACCUUUUUUUUGAGAGAGAGGGUACAAAGAGGAUAUGGACCCAUGCACACCACACUCUACUCACACCACAUGCAUACACGCGCGUCCUCACACACACUAGAAGAGGAUUGGGAAGCUUCAGGUUUCUAGUGGGAAUGAUGAACAGUAUAUGAAACAACUGAUUGCCCAAUUCUCAAUGUUUUUUAAUAUUUUGAAUAUUUUGUCUACUUCUCCACAACUGAGAUCUCGUUGUUUGUUUUCACCAUA